GCCGAAGUCGAUUGAGUUGACUUGUUAGUCUAAGAGCCAGUUCUCUGCUAUUUUAGGGUUUCCAUUGUUGGGGUCUCACAUCGGCAGCUGCAGCCUCGCCUCUUCGGAGUCUCGAACAGCGAAAAUGCCGUCGCACAAGACCUUCAGGAUCAAGAAGAAGCUCGCGAAGAAGAUGAGGCAGAACAGGCCCAUCCCUCACUGGAUCCGUAUGAGGACUGACAACACCAUCAGGUACAAUGCCAAGCGCAGGCACUGGCGCCGCACCAAGCUAGGGUUCUAAGGUGGAGAUGAGCCCAUUUGAGUUCAAAUUUUAGAAUGUUAUUUCAGUUUAUUAUGCAAGAAUUGAGAUGUUUAUUUGAUUUUGGGGACUCCUUUGGAGUUUAUUUAGAAGUGUUUUUGGUGACUUGGUUUUUGGAUUGUAGCCCAUCUUUUUGUGUCAACAAAUGUCUUUGACUUGUUUUAGCUUAAUUUGAUUCGUCUUUCAUGUUAAA
Tripterygium wilfordii is the source of this 491-nucleotide messenger RNA. RefSeq names its product 60S ribosomal protein L39. The transcript has 3 exons. Gene Ontology annotation, molecular function: structural constituent of ribosome. Gene Ontology annotation, cellular component: cytosolic large ribosomal subunit; ribosome. The record is from RefSeq and is a predicted model, not a curated record. Gene Ontology annotation, biological process: translation. Bases 125 to 280 code for a protein of 51 amino acids. Lineage: Eukaryota; Viridiplantae; Streptophyta; Magnoliopsida; Celastrales; Celastraceae.